AUGACGACUGAUUCCCCUUCUUCGGUAGACUAUACCAAGUAUGCCGGGUCGCCGUUCGCGCGGGCGGUCCGUUGGCUUCACCACAUCGUCCGUGGCCUGUGGGUGUUUACCACGGCCUACACUCUGAAUCCGGCUCUUCGGCUAUUAUGCCUACUAUUCAGCCUGCUGGCCGAUCUGACAAUCUGGCCCACGGUACAGCUGCUGCAGUGCACUCCAUUCUACCCUUGGCUCGUCAAUUUCUGUGUCGAGCAUCGCGGCUGGUUUCUCGCCUUCACCAUGGUGCCGCUCUCCUUCGCUCAUGACCAAUACGCACGCGUCCGUAACUUGUACUCCCGGGCCUUCCUGGCCACGCCGCACCUGCACGAUGCACGCGUGCGCGAGGUGCAGCAGCAGGUCCGCGCGUGGAACGCCGCCGGUCGUAGACGAUUGAUGGUUACUGCCCGGCCUCCUUGGCUCUCUGUCAGCCUCCGCGUCGAGUCGUACAAGGACAGCUGCGAGCGGAUCCGCGUUGAUCUGCCCAACAUCCUUGAGGUGAACACGACGCGGAUGACGGUGCGUUGCGAGCCUAUGGUCAACAUGGGCCAAAUCACCCAGCACCUCCUCCCAAUGGGCUACGCCCUGGCCGUUAUGAUCGAGAUGGACGACCUGACGGUUGGCGGGCUGCUGAUGGGCGUGGGCGUCGAGGUCAGCUCACAUAUCCACGGCUUCUUCUCAGAGACGGUCCACGCCUGCGAGAUGGUGCUGGGCAACGGCUCCCUCGUACGUUGCUCACGUACAGAAAAGGCCGAUCUGUUCCACGCGCUGCCCUGGAGCCACGGUACGCUGGGAUUCCUUGUCGCUGUCGAUUUGACUAUCGUCCCGAUAAAGCCGUUUGUGCACAUGAGGUAUAUCCCGUGCCAUAGUUCGGACGAGCUGCUAGAAAAGCUAACGACGUUGACGCACGCACCAAAUACGCCGCCGCUGAUUGAGACUACUAUAUACAGCAAGGAUACUGCUGUCAUCUUUGUUGGCGAGUUCAGCGAUGGGCCGCCGGCUGGUCAUGUCGAUCGCAUCAACGACGUGGGGAACCCGUGGAAGCCCUGGUUCUACGAGCACGUUGAGUCGUUCUUGUGGCACGGUCCGGGCGAGGACUGGAUCCCGCUCAGGUCGUAUUUCCAUCGCCACACGCGCAGCAUCUUCUGGGAGCUGCGUGAGGUCAUCCCUAUUUCCACGUACUGGUGGUACAAGUACGUCUUCGGCUGGAUGGGACCGCCCAAGAUCGCCUACCUCAAGUUGUCAUCAGCACCGGCUAUCCGCGAGGCGUCUGUCUUCAAGCAUGUAGUGCAGGACAUUAUAGUUCCGUUGCGUCACCUGAAGGACGCUAUCAGUGUCUACCACGACGCAUUCGAAGUCUACCCGCUGCUCUUCUACCCGGUACGUAUCUACAAACAGCCAGCCGGCCUGCAGGGGGCGCUGCACGAGCCUCGCCAUCUGAGCACCCAUCCAGUGACCGGCCGUCAGUAUGAAAUGUAUUUUAACCUCGGCGUGUACGGCGUGCCGCCCAAAGUGAAGCGUAAGGAGUUCUGGGAUGCUAUCAAGGAGGUGCGACAGGUAGAGAAAUUUGCCCGCGAUCGUUGCGGCUACCAGCUCCUCUACACUGACAGCUUCAUGACCCGGACCGAGUUUGAAGAGGAUAAGAGGCUUCACCAUACCCGCUGUCAUUAUGCCGAGACUAGACAAAGGAUGGAAACGAUUGUUUCGGCCAGCGUCUCAUCCGCCGACUGGGACGCGACUGCUAAAAACAGUAUCAAAGAAGCUUUAGAUGCUGGAUUUCUUGUCAUUGCCGAGUCCACAAUAUUCCACUUUCAAGGCGCCGGCCGACCGAGCGAUGCUGGGAAGAAAAGUCAGCUCUCCCGACGGGCAUCGACCUUGACCAUACCGUCUGUCCAAACUCUCGUCCGGAGCGAUAUUGGACGACUGGGCAAGGACAUACGUGAUCUGCCUUUACAUAUUCACGACGUAGGCCUCGGAGGGAUACCGCGCCUGCGAGACAUCAAGGCAUAG
Molecule: messenger RNA, 2043 nt
Organism: Cordyceps militaris CM01
Lineage: Eukaryota; Fungi; Ascomycota; Sordariomycetes; Hypocreales; Cordycipitaceae
Product: 24-dehydrocholesterol reductase
Exons: 5
Coding region: 1-2043 (680 amino acids)
Biological process (GO): steroid metabolic process
Cellular component (GO): cytoplasm; membrane
Molecular function (GO): Delta24(24-1) sterol reductase activity; FAD binding
Source: RefSeq, a predicted model, not a curated record